AUGGAUCUUUUAAGGUUAGACGUAUUUUCUUCAGAAUUUUACUUUAAUUUAGGCUUCAACCGCUCAAGCAGAAAAGGGAGCUAUACAGGAUUACUUUUGUCUUUCUUGAGUGCAGUUACAGUCUUGUCUUACUUCAUCUAUCUGCUUUAUCUUUAUUUUAAUAAUCUAAUUGAUACAAAGUAUAGGUCGUAAAGCUUUAUUACUUAAGAUAGAAUAGAUGUACCACUGCAAUAAAAUUUGAUUGCUUUUUAAUUUUAAACAGAUGUAAAUCAAACAGUCGAAUAGUUAUAAGCGAAAGAAAAUAAGACUUAUCUAGUCUACUAUGCAGAAUUGCUAUAUUAAUCUGGUACCGAUACUUAACUUCUACACCUUGAUAUUGUUUAAUGUUAAGAUCCUGAGCUUUAAGGAUUCAAUUGCAUAGACUAUUCUAAAAUUAGCAAUUACACUCUUUAUUUUAACCCAAAAACAACUGAAACAUCUAUGAUCAUUUUAUAUUUUUAUGGUUGCUUAGAUGUAGAUAGAGUCAAGAAAACUAUUCCUGACAAUUGCGCCACACAAUAAGAAAUAAAUGCAUUAGUAGAUUCUCCUUUAAUGAUAUAAAAUAUCAAAUUAUACACUCAAUAGUACAAUACAACAUCUAAAUAAAUACAGACAAAUUUCAGAAAUUUGUAGAAUUAUAUUUAAUCGGACUCUUCGCAAUAAGUACUUUUAAAGGUGUAAACGCAACAGACCAAAGUAAACCAAGGAUUAGUGUUUCAGUCACAAGAAUAAUUCUCUUCACCAAUUUCAUUCUUACAAAAUACUCAAAGUUUUGAUAAGGCUGGCUCACUUAAAUUAGGUUUUGGACCUUAUAAUAAUAUUCUUCUAUAACUUGAUGAAAUCAUUUUAGAAGUAGAAAUUACAUAUCCUACUAUCACAGAAAUAUUAGCGCUUGUAAAUAGUGUUGUAGCUAUUUGUAUGAGUUUGAAAGUUCUUGGCAGGCUUCUUUCUUAAAAGCUGAUCAAAUAAGACUUGAUUAUGCUCUUUUUGCAAAAUUUAUUCCAAGAUAAAUAUGAGGAGAUUGUAAUAAAGAAUAAAUUAAUAGAUUAAAAAGAAACAGAUUCUUUAUUUAAAGAGAUAUAAGGAAGUUCUACCUAACAAAAAUAAUAAUAAUAAUAAUAACAAUAAUAAUAGAGCUGUCAUAUCCAACUUGGAAAUUAAACAGAUAAUUAUGAAUUAAAACAAAGCUAAGAUGAAGGAGGAAAAAAAUAGGAUUUUGUAGAUAAUUGCCUUAAAGAUUCAAGGGAACCGUAACAUUAUAGACUGAAUAAAAGAUAAGUAUAAUCUCAAAAUUUACAGAAAGGGGUAUGUGGAUUUGAUAAAAAAGAGGAUGUUUUGAAUUUUUAAGAUCCCACUGAAGUCAAUUAAAAUGAUGAAGAUUUUAUAGAUAUUUUUGUACCUAGUUUUUUGACAAAAUCAAGAGAGUCUGUGGAAAAAAGCUAAAGCAUCAACUCAGAUCAUCCUAUUUUAGACAUUUAAAACCCUAAUUUUUAGGAUGAAGUUAUAAACCAAAGCGAACUUACAAAAACUGAAGGAAAUUCUCCAUAUCAAAAUAAAUAAAAAAAAUAUAUUAAAAAAAUAUCAAAUACUAGUGAAGGCUUGGGAACAUUAGAAUAAAUGAUUACUUCACCUAAAACCAAUAGACCUUUUAUUUCUCCAAAAAAAAGCUCUGAAUUAAUUUCUCUUCCUAGAGAGGAACCUCUCUAAUAAAUUGUUGAUAAAAAAAGUUACCUUUUAAGUUUAGGAAUAGAAGAUAAAUCAAUGAAGAAAAUUUAUGGAUAAAUGCACAAACAUCUUGAUAUCUACUAGAUUUAUAAGGAUCUCAUUUUAUUGAAGAAAGCUAUGAUGAUUAUUUUGGAUUAAGAAUAAUUGGCUGCCCUGCAACUAGUAGGUUGCUCAACAGAGUUUCUUGAAAUUGAUGACUUCGAUGAAAGCUAAAACAUUAAAAAAAUGAAUAAGCCAUAAAUUUCAGAAAUUGAUAAAAGAAUAUUAUCAUCUAUUGUAUUCAAAGAUAGAUCAAGUUGA
Tetrahymena thermophila SB210 is the source of this 2064-nucleotide messenger RNA. RefSeq names its product AMP-binding enzyme family protein. The record is from RefSeq and is a predicted model, not a curated record. The transcript has 3 exons. NCBI's taxonomy places the organism in Eukaryota, Ciliophora, Oligohymenophorea, Hymenostomatida, Tetrahymenidae.